ACGUCUUUCCUGUCUGUUAGUAAAUGGCGGGUAAAUCGUGAGAGAGCAGCUGUUAAUUUCGCUACAAAGAAAAACAGGUUGAUGAACUUCACCACGUCCCCGACAACCGGUCGACAGAGUAAUGGCGUCUAAAAGAGGCGCCCUCAUUGUCCUGGAGGGGGUGGACAGAGCCGGGAAGACGACACAGUGCAAGAAGCUGGUUCAGGCGCUGCAGCAGAGCGGCCGUCCGGCGGAGAUGAUGAGGUUUCCCGACAGGAGCACAACCAUUGGGCAGCUUAUCAGCGCCUACCUGGAGAAGAAGAGUGACCUGGAGGACCACACGGUGCACCUCCUGUUCUCUGCGAACCGCUGGGAGCUGGUACCUGUAAUGAAGAAGAAGCUGGAUCAGGGCAUCACUCUGGUGGUGGACCGAUACGCCUUCUCCGGAGUCGCCUUCACCAGCGCCAAGCCGGGCUUCUGCCUGGACUGGUGCAAGCGACCCGACGUGGGCCUGCCCAAGCCUGACCUGGUGAUGUUCCUGCAACUGAACCCGGCCGAGGCCGCACUUCGAGGUCAGUUCGGCAACGAACGAUACGAAACAAGCGCUUUCCAGAAAUCGGUGCAGGAGAAGUUUGAGCAGCUCAUGAAGGAUCCGUCGGUCAACUGGAAGAUCAUUGAUGCCUCCCAGAACGUUGAAGGAGUUCACUCCGAUAUCAGAACACACAGCCUCAACGCCAUCAACGAAACCCAGAACAUGCCUCUAGGGGAGCUGUGGAAGUGAGCCUAAGCAGGGACUCAGGGAAAGGCACCAGAUUCACUUCAGCAUAAACAUCAAAAGUGUUAAGACUCGAAUGGAAACACACGUAUGUGAGAGAUGUGCAUACAGAAUUGAUCCUGAGCUCCUGCUACAGCUGCCACCGGGCCGUCUGGAUGUCCGGAGGCUGAUGAGAAGGAACGCUGCGUCGACUGCCCACGGACUGCGCCACUGGAGCUGGACCGGCUCAACAGGUCUCUUAACAAAUGUUCGUCUCCCUACCCCACCCCAUGCCCGCCUCCCCUCGGGGAUUUCUCUUCUGGAUCCAGAGAAGAGACCGGAAUCUUCCGCCUACUGUUCAGAACAGUAAAAUAAUUGUUCGUUGCGUUCCUUACAGGGACAAGAUUUCAAACUCCUCGUCCUCCGAAUCAAA
Xiphophorus hellerii (green swordtail) is the source of this 1166-nucleotide messenger RNA. It is a transcript of the gene dtymk, whose product is annotated as deoxythymidylate kinase (thymidylate kinase). The record is from RefSeq and is a predicted model, not a curated record. Gene Ontology annotation, cellular component: cytosol; mitochondrion; cytoplasm. Gene Ontology annotation, biological process: dTDP biosynthetic process; dTTP biosynthetic process; dUDP biosynthetic process. The transcript has 6 exons. Gene Ontology annotation, molecular function: nucleoside diphosphate kinase activity; dTMP kinase activity; ATP binding. Lineage: Eukaryota; Metazoa; Chordata; Actinopteri; Cyprinodontiformes; Poeciliidae. Bases 122 to 760 code for a protein of 212 amino acids.